Messenger RNA from Lachancea sp. 'fantastica', 1344 nucleotides. NCBI's taxonomy places the organism in Eukaryota, Fungi, Ascomycota, Saccharomycetes, Saccharomycetales, Saccharomycetaceae. The record is from the annotation of a GenBank genome assembly.
AUGUUCCAGCAAUUAUUGCCACGAAGGCUAAUCUGGAGACCGCUGGGCAUACUUCAACCCGUCACAAGACGAUCUGGUCUUCGAGCAAGGUCAUCAUACAUUGCUCAAUCGAACACCAGAGUCAAACGUAUCAAAACCAAAGAGGAACUAGCCAAGGAGAAAUUGGAAGAGCAACUAAAGUCUGAAAACUGGUUUAUAAGAUGGGGAGCAAUUGCAAGAACUGAAAAGUUCACCAAAGGAAUGACCAAAUAUCUUAUUGGAGCCUAUGUGUUCUUCCUGAUCUACGGUCUUUACUUCAUGAAGAAAAUGUAUGCUAAGGAAAAGGAACUUGAAAGACUGGAGGCAAAACAAUUGGAGGGCAAGGCAAACGAAUUUGAAACUCUGCGGAUCAAAGAACUAAGAGGAAAACUCAGGACUCGAGAUGAACGUAAAUUGGCCGUAUAUCGAGCAAUGCCUUGGGAUGAAAAUCAGGACUCAUCCCAACUUGACCAUGUAACUUUGGAAAACAACGAUGAGAACAACACCAACAAGCGAAUUUUGCCUGCCCGUGAUACCACCGAUUUCUACGAUUUCAAAGCCUCUGAAUAUGACGAGGGUGUGAAUUUUGAAGAAAAAGCGAUCUUCAUGGGAAGAAGACGCAAAUGGCUUAUGAAGUAUUGCCAAGGUGACGUUCUGGAGGCUGCUUGCGGCACGGGGAGAAAUCUAAAAUACGUUGACCUCUCCAAGAUCAACUCCAUAACCUUUUUGGAUGCAUCUGAAAAGAUGAUGGAGCUAACGCACGAAAAGUUCCGGAAGGAGUUUCCCAACUUUAAAAAAGCGGCAUUCGUUGUGGGCAGAGCGGAAAACCUCGUGAAUUUGGCUGCUGGUGGAGAGGUUCAGGGCGUUAAUCCUGAGACCAAAGUCAAGUACGAUACAAUCGUUGAGGCCUUUGGGCUGUGUUCACUCGAAGAUCCCGUCAGGUCUUUGCAGAAUUUCGAAAAGCUGUUGAAGCCAGGUGGAAGAAUUGUGUUACUAGAACACGGAAGAGGAACGUACGGCUUCAUCAACAAGAUCUUGGAUGACAGGGCAGAGAAACGUUUGGAAACGUGGGGAUGCAGGUGGAAUUUAGAUCUAGGCGAAAUUCUUGACGAUUCCGGUUUGGAAAUCGUGGAAGAAAACAGAACACAUUUGGGAACGACGUGGUGCGUUAUAGCCAAGAGAAAGGGGGACGUCAAGAAAAAUGCUGAGGUUGGUUUUGUGGAGAAAUACUUUAGUUCCAGCAUCAAAAACAAGAUUGAGGCCUACGCUAAUGUCGAAGCAUCUUCCGAAAAGUCAAAUGGUGGGAACACAACCGAUGAUAAAUGA